UGGUGAUGCAUUUCUAUGUAAAUGACGCGGUCCAUCAGGGAAGAUUUGCAUUGAUAUAAAAGCACAGGAUUUUUUUUUAAACGACAGUAUCGAUCCACGGUCUUCAUACUCUUAUAAACAAAAUAAAAAUGUUGUCCAAAAUCACAUUAUUGUCCGCCCUUGUGGCUGUAGCCCUUAGCGCUGCUGUACAGGAACCCGUACCAAUCGUUUCUCAAACUAGUGACGUUCAUCCAGAUGGAAAUUUCGAAUGGGGCUACGAAUCUGCUGAUGGUUCUUCUCAACAACAAUCUGGACAUCUUGUAGGAACUGGAGAUGCAGUAGGUGAAGCAGUCCAAGGAUCCGCUUCUUGGGUCGAUAACGAAGGUAACCAGCAUCAACUUACCUACACUGCUGACGAAAACGGAUACCAACCACAAAGUGCUGACUUGCCAGUCGCUCCUGAAAUUCCUGCUGCGAUCCUGAAAUCUCUGGAAUGGAAUAUGGCCCAUCCAGAACCUGAACAACACUAAUAAUUGUUUAAUGUAGAAUAAUAAAUUGUCUUCCAUCUUUUCUGUAAAUAAAAAAUAUAUCAUUUCAAUAUAUUUUUUAAAAUCUGCUCUAAAACAAUUGGGAAAAAGGGCAGAAAAGUUUCAAACUGCAAGCUCG
This is a messenger RNA of Ceutorhynchus assimilis (cabbage seed weevil), 645 nucleotides long. The record is from the annotation of a GenBank genome assembly. NCBI's taxonomy places the organism in Eukaryota, Metazoa, Arthropoda, Insecta, Coleoptera, Curculionidae.